UCGUGACCAAGUUCGCAAGAUGGAGCGUAACGGUGUUGGAGCGAUGGCAGUGGCCUUUACCGGAUUCCUCGUGCUGCUGCUGUGCUGUGGCCAGUCCACUUUGGCCAGUCCAAUUCAUUCCGGUCCGAGCAGAAUUGUGCGUGAAGCACGACCCCAGUUCGUGUUCGGCGGAAAUGGUGUCUUUCCGAGUGGUCCGGGCAUUGGCGUGCAGACACCGAUCGCGGGCGCCCAUUUGGGUCUAACGUCGGGCUUAACGGUGAAUGUUGGUCGUCAGCCACCGUUCGUCCAACCGCAGCAGCAGCAGCAGCAGCCACAGGUUCCAGCCGAGCAGCCAGUGCCGGCCAGUGUCGAGAGUGCUCCUCCGGUUGUUCCGGCCAAGGAGGAAAGUCUCGGUACGCGUAUCGAUGGUGAGGCGACACCAGCAACCACGGAGAUACUCGAGGAUCAUCCGUGUUACAAUUACGAUCCGAGUCAAGCGACGGCUUCGGCCCAGGAUGCUCCAAGUGAUGGUAUGACCACCGAGCAUCCGUGUGCCGGUGUCGGUGCUGGCAACAAGAUAAACCCGAAACAGGCCGCUCUCCUUUCACUCGUUGGAUGAGCACUCGGCAGGACGUUUCAGGUGAAAGUGUGCUGUUGAAGUGUUUUAUUUAAGUUUUUU
Messenger RNA from Anopheles aquasalis, 658 nucleotides. RefSeq lists its product as uncharacterized. The record is from RefSeq and is a predicted model, not a curated record. NCBI's taxonomy places the organism in Eukaryota, Metazoa, Arthropoda, Insecta, Diptera, Culicidae.